AUGGCAUUUGGUCGAGCUCUACUUUUUGCUACUGCUUUAUUUUGCCUAUUAAUGCUGUUCAGUACCGGUGUCGAGGGUUCAUGUCGCGCUUGGUCACCAGAACUUGGACGAUACGCGAAUGGUGAAUGUCGUACAUCAUGUUUUUCUCAUGAACGAAACGCUGGAACACAAUCAUGCGGUUCAAAAUGGUGCUGUGUCACGCGUAUUUGA
Molecule: messenger RNA, 210 nt
Organism: Adineta ricciae
Lineage: Eukaryota; Metazoa; Rotifera; Eurotatoria; Adinetida; Adinetidae
Source: the annotation of a GenBank genome assembly